Messenger RNA from Gigantopelta aegis, 4202 nucleotides. RefSeq lists its product as uncharacterized. The coding region runs from base 19 to 369 and encodes 116 amino acids. The record is from RefSeq and is a predicted model, not a curated record. Lineage: Eukaryota; Metazoa; Mollusca; Gastropoda; Neomphalida; Peltospiridae. The transcript has 2 exons.
GACAACUUGGGUCCAGAUAUGAAGGAGAAGCUGUCUGAUGCCCAAACAAACAGUCUAGUUCAGUUCUGCCGACACCAAAUACUGAACAAACUGGAAUUUGUCCUCCAGGAGAUCUUUGAUUGCAUUCUGCUGAGGAUUGCACAGCCACAAGCUCAUCGUGAUGAAGAUGCUAUUGACUUGAAAGAAACAAGUUUACGAGACAUAAUGUAUGGUGACAUAGGGAGUCCCCUAUAUGCUGUCGACCCUGUGGAAACGCUGGUUGUGGAUGAUGUUGAAAAGUUCCCAGAUGACAUCAAAGGCAAUCAAGCAACUUCAGCUUGGCUCACGCUUUAUAAAGAAAUAGAGGACAAGAAGAAACAAGCUCUAUAACAAUGGGAUAUAUAGAAUUUCCACGCUCCAGUGUAGAAUAUGAAUCAUGGGUUAUGAGUGUCCAUGUGAAAUACAAUAUAAUCAUUAAUACUUUUGUGUUGACAUAUUGCAAUGGAACUUUCCAGCCAAAGUACUGAAUAAUUCCUGAGAAUACACGUAAUACUUUUGAAAAUGAAGAUUUGGAGAAAAUAACAGGAAUCAAAAUGUAACAUAUCUGUAUUCUAAUUCAGUAAUACUGUUAACUAUUUUAAUAUUGAUGUAAUAUCAUGUACAAGUUGUGAUGUACCCUGACACAAACUGAUAAAAUACUGAGUACUGCAAUGUCAGUUAUAUUUAAUUGUGAUGUAACGUGGUGUAAUAUAGUGUGCUAUAUCAGUGAGACAAACUGAUAAAAUACUGUGUACUGUAAUGUGAAUUAUUUUUAAUAAUGAUGUAAUGUGUGAUACAUCACUGACAUACACUCGUGUAGUACCAAAUACUGCAGUGUGAAUUAUUUUAAUAAUGAUGUAUAGUAUGAUAUACAUGUAUCACUGACACAAACGAAUACAAUAUUGAGUACUGAAGUGUGAAUUAUUUUAAUAAUGAUGAAUAAUAUGAUAUACAUGUAUCACUGACACAAACGAAUACAAUAUUGAGUACUGCAGUGUGAAUUAGUUCAAUAAUGUAAUGUGUUGUAGUGUAGUAUGAUAUAUCACUAACACUAACUGAUACAAUACCGUGUACUAGAAUGUGAAUUAUUUUAAUAAUGAUGCAAUGUGGUGUGCUGUAGUGUGAUACAUCACUGACAUACACUCGUACAAUACCAAAUACUGAAGUGUGAAUUAUUUCAAUAAUAAUGUAUAGUAUGAUAUACAUGUAUCACUGACACAAACAAAUACAAUACUGAGUACUGAAGUGUGAAUUAUUUUAAUAAUGAUGUAUAAUAUGAUAUACAUGUAUUACUGACACAAACGAAUACAAUAUUGAGUACUGCAGUGUGAAUUAGUUCAAUAAUGUAACGUGGUGUAGUGUAGUAUGAUAUACCACUAACACUAAUACAAUACCGUGUAGUAGAAUGUGGAUUAUUUUAAUAAUGAUGUAAUGUGGUGUAAUAUAAUGUGAUAUAUCAUUGACACAAACUGAUACAAUAUUAAUAACUGUAAUAUGUGAAUUACUUUGAUAAUGGUGUAAUGUGGUGUACUAUAGUGUGAUAUAUCACUGACGCUAUACUGAGUAUGCAAUACUGAGUACAUGUAUUGCCAUGUGAAUUACUCUAAUAUCGAUAUAAUACUGUGUAGUGCAGUGUGAUAUGUACAAAUACACACUGAUAUAAUACCAGUGAUAUAGUAAUUGUAUCACACACUGAUGUACUGCUGAGUGGUACAUCAUAAUGAUAGUUUGACAGACUAUAUGGUAAUAUUGAUACAUUAAAUAUAUUAACUAUCAAAUUUGUUAACUUAAACUGUAAUAUUGAUUUUUUUGUUGUAUUUUUUUUUUUUUUUGUAACAGUGAUGUACAUGUAAUACUGUGUACACAAUAUAAUAUAUUGUAACAUAAAUUGAUACACUUCACAGUAAAGCAGUGUUAUUCAGAAAUAUGUGUAAUAUGGAGUAUACUGUAACAUGAAUGAACUGAUGCAGUACUGGGUUCACAAAAAGGUUUCAGUACUAAGUAAUAUAAUGUAGAAUCUUAUUGUAAGAUGUGCCACACAAACUGAGGUAACACCAAGUACUUGAAAUGAAGGUGUAGAAAUAAGUAAACAUGAUUAUAUACUAGCAGUUAUAUUAUUUGAAGUAACAUCACAUUUGGAAUUUAUGUAUUUGAGCAUGUUUCAAUAAAUGACAUAAAACGAAUAUAAAUACCAUCUUAAAACAUUUUGGAUUACUAUAAUAAUUUGCCUGUGACUAAAAUUGAUGAAAUAUAUUUUUGGAAUAUCAGAUCACUAACCACUAAGUUCUUGAAUAUUUAUUAUAACAUAAUUAAUUACAUGUUUGUUUGUUUAGAAAAUCUUCUAAAGUUUCAUUUUGACUUUUUGUGUGUGGAAUUUUCAGCCUACAUGUAGUUUUAAAAAUUGUAUUGUGUUUAUGUUUUUAUCAUCUAAGUACCAAGCUUAUACUAGAUGAAUUAAUUUGAUGUUGUUGUUUUCUUGUCGACUCGUAUGGAUCCUGUAAUUUGUCAUGAUUAUUUUGCAUAUUGGUUGAACUAUUGUUUAUUAUUUAAUGAUAUGGGAUACCUUUUUAAAUAACAUUUUUGAUUACAGUUUAUGGUAGAAAAAAAUGUACCUUUUUGACAUUUUGUGUAGCAUAUGUUAGUAAAAAUUUGAUAUAUGUAAUAUUGUAUGUCUAUCAUUGAGUGUACUCAACAGUCACUAAAUCAUGAGAAUUUAACUCUUGAAAUGAUAAUUGUUGUUAUGAUCAAGAAGAUAAAAUCAAAUCAGCAAUUCAAAGUUUCAAAACUAAAGGAAAUGACUUGACCAGUGAUGACGUGAACCAGUGAGGUACCCUCUACUUAAUAGCUACACUAUGUUUGGUGUUGAGACAUUCGUACUGCUUAUGUUACUACAUGUGUGUUUAAACACAUUUGUCUUCUGAUUUUCAACAACUAUCUAGUUUAAUAUUUGAACAUUUAUAUGAAUAAUUAUGUUUGAAAAUCUCUAAAAUUGUGGUUUUGUAUACAAUGCUUAGUUGGCCUUUUUUAAUUGAUGUUGAAAUCAUUCCUUUUUUGUGCUUAAUUUAAAUGUUUUAAUUUUCUUGAUAUAUUUGUGUAAUUUUAGCUUAGUAUAUUAUGCACAAAAUGAAAAAUGAAUACACUACUGUAUACAAACCAAUCAUUAUAAAAUACGGUGUGUUUUUUAUGACAGCAGAUGUUACUAGUUUGCAAAACAACACGAUGCUUUGUUAGUCAGAUUGUAGCAGUUCUAUUUCUAUUAAAUAUGUAUUAUUAAAAAGCUUUUGAAAUUUAAUUUCAAUGAGUUAAAUUGUGUAUUUUAUAUGUAACACAUAAGCACGUUUGCUUACAUUUUUAUACACACAAAAUGCAUGCUUGUGCAAGCAAAAACAUUCAAACAUUGCAUGUGCAUGCACACUCAUGUACAUGUUUGUAUACAUACACACUGACACACACAUACAUAUAUACACCUUAGUUAAGGAAUGCUUAUGCUAUAAUUUUUAGUUGAUUUUGAAUUAUGUUAUGUAGAAUUAAUUGGUUAAUGAAAUAAUGAAAGUUUGUUCAUGUUUCUUUAUUGUAAGAAUUUAGCUCAAAUAUGAAUCCAUUUGCAUGGUAAGACCAAUAUAAUAAAAUAGGUGAAGAACAAGACUGCUAUUUCAGUCAUGUGCUAAAUGCAUAUGUUUAUUCACGGUGGAUAUGCUAAGCUUUGAUUUGUAGUUGACCAAUCAUGCAGACUGUAAUGUUAUUCUAUUGACUGAUUAUGUAUGUAGCUCUGUUUACAUGAACCAUUGAAAUAAGUAUCAUAACAGCCACAUUUUGUAGUGUUCAAUAUUAACACAAUUAGUUGCUUAAAUAUUGAUACAUUUUAUAUUAUAAUAUUUUAUUUACUAUGUGCCUGUUAAAUUCAAUUGUGAUAUACAUUGCAACCACUGCAGUAAUAUUUUAGAUCACGCAAGCAUGAAUGUUUAAUAGAUGGAUAUUUUUGUUCAAUUUGCUACUUGCUUCACACUUUGAUAAUCUACACUUUACAUUUUAAUUAAUUAACGCAGUUUGGGUAUUUAUGAUGUUAAAUGAUUGUGUUCCACCUACAGAUUAAUAUUUUUCUAUUGUAUUUACCAAUGUAUAUUUAGCCAGGGAUAUAAUUGUUAGCUUGCUUGCUUCUUUAAUAAAGUGAUAUUUUCACACAA